AGUCUUACCUUUAAGAUGGCCUUAACUUGUCCUCGUUUUUUACUUCCAGGAGCUGCAGUGAACUUAACCUUGGUCACUCCAGAGAAGGCCAUCAAGCUGGCAGCCAAUGACUUCUUCCGGCAGCUGCUAAUGGAGGAUGGGAUGCAGCGGAAUCUGAAGAUGGAGAUGCUAGCUGGAUGUGGAGCUGGAAUAUGCCAGGUGGUGGUUACCUGUCCCAUGGAAAUGCUCAAGAUUCAGCUGCAGGAUGCUGGGCGCUUGGCAGUUCGUCAGGGCUCGGCCUCAGCACAUUCCUCCUCCAGGUCCUACACUAUGGGUUCAGCUUCCGCCCACAAGCGCCCGUCUGCCAGCCUUAUUGCCUGGGAGCUACUCCGCACCCAGGGCCUGGCCGGUCUCUAUAAGGGCCUGGGUGCCACUCUCCUCAGAGACAUCCCCUUCUCCAUCAUCUACUUCCCACUGUUUGCCAACCUUAACAACCUUGGGGUCACCGAGAGCACGGGGAAGGCUUCCUUCGCUCAUUCCUUCAUGUCAGGCUGCGCUGCGGGUUCCGUAGCAGCUGUCGCAGUAACACCUCUGGAUGUUUUGAAAACUCGAAUCCAAACCCUCAAAAAAGGCCUGGGUGAGGACAGCUACAGUGGGAUCACCGACUGUGCCAGGAAACUCUGGAUUCAGGAGGGACCAUCUGCCCUCAUGAAGGGAGCAGGCUGCCGGGCCCUUGUCAUAGCCCCUCUCUUUGGGAUUGCCCAAGGGGUCUACUUUGUUGGUAUUGGGGAGCGGAUCUUAAAGUGUUGCGAGUAGAGAUAGCUGGAGCCCAAGUCCCCUGCCAUCUCUCUAGCCCAUUCAACUUAGACUAGAGGGGAACGAGCAAGGUGGCCCAUCCAGGUUGUAUUUUGUUCUCUAACUUGUAGUGCUACCUCAAUCUCAGAAGAAACACUCUUACUCUAAUAAGCAAGUUAGGUAUGGUCCCAUUCUCCCUUCCUAUCUUCAUUCAUUCUCUUUGGGGCUGCAGCUACCGGGGAGCUUCAGAAGCCCCUAACCACCUCCUUUUCAACAACAGAAACAGUACAUGCUUGGGUUGGAUUAACUGCAGGCCCUUAACACAGUAAAGAUUGAAGGGUCAUUUCUACAUUUUCCUUUUCUACUUCACACUCAAACUCUGUAUACUUGAGUCAGUUUAAGGAUUUAGUUUUGUUAAUUCUGAAUUAAAUAACCUAUGGUUAGUUCUAGCACUGAUUUUGGGAAAAAGGAGGAUCGGAAGUUCAAGGGGACAAUGAAAGCCCUCUAAGUCCGCACUGAGUUGGAAACCAAGCAGAUCUUUUCAAAUGAGAUGGCUGUGGGAUUAGGCUAACCAAGCGGCCAGGGCAGGGGCCAAGUCAGGGCAGCUGUCUCCCCCCGCCCCAAGGUCCUCCCUGCGCGGCACAGCUCUCCCAGAACACUGUCCACGGAACAUGGUUUUAAAUAAAAUGGAUUCAGAUCUCGUCUUGUCGUUAGUGGGAGAAGCAGACGGGCCGCAGAGAAUGGUUUGCCCUCUACUGUCCCUGUUUCAGAACCGAGCCACGUCCGAAUGAGCCCUGCAGCAGUCCCGCCACGGGACAGAUGACCGCUGCGGAGGCUGGGGGACAGCCGCAGGGGUGCCUUCUCUUUCAGUUACACCGGAUUUUCAGCCUCGGUUCCAUCCCUGCAUAACUGCAUCGCCCUUGCCGGACACGUUUGCCUUGACAGUCCCCACGUGCCUCAAGUCCUUCCCCAGAGGCCUGCUGCGGAGAGAUGCCGGCAACACGGGGGCUCAGGUCCUCAGUAAACAGUGCCUGUGCCAGGGGUUGGCACUUACGUUAGUCCCUGCCUUGUCCCAAACGUCACAUUUAUGAAAAACGGUCAGGCUCAGUAGGCACGCUGACCAUGCGUUGAGUGCGGACCGUAGAGACAAACCCGAGUUAGACUCCCACCUUUGCCCUGCUGCAAGGCCUCGGGCGGGAGGCUAGAGGAGAGGAAGAAAAGGACUUUUGUGAAAGGGUUUAGGCCUGACGCACAGUAACCCUUCUCCCCCAGUAAGCUCUUAGAUGCCUUCCUGACUCUGCCGAGGCUAGUAAAACUGCUUCCUCGAUAAAGCGGCCAAACCCUCCAAAGGACAGGUAAUGCCACCCGUGUGUGUGGUCUGUGUGAAAGCUGGUAAGGGGCUGGCAGACGUGAGCAGGGAGUGCCAGAGGAUACACAGAAGGCUGAUGGUUUCAUGUAGUGACCGCUGUCAACCAGCGACUGUAGGGACUAGGGAAACGCUGCUUGGCUAGAUACCUCAGAAAGAACUUUCCCUCGAAAACCACAAACUUGUAGCGCGCCUUGCAUAAUAAAUCACAAUGAAAUCCA
This is a messenger RNA of Leptonychotes weddellii (Weddell seal), 2361 nucleotides long. The record is from RefSeq and is a predicted model, not a curated record. NCBI's taxonomy places the organism in Eukaryota, Metazoa, Chordata, Mammalia, Carnivora, Phocidae.